AGUCCCCUCUCAUUGGAUCCUUCCUUCGCAUGACUCGUAUGAGAGUCAGCACUGGGAGCAAGUGAUUGGAAGCGGUCAUUGGCAACAUUGUGGAAGUUCAAGUCGGCGCCGUGUUUGAAGUUUCCCCAAGUUUGACGGGAACAAGCGGACUCGUAAGAAGAAAAGUACUCCCACUCCCACUAGAUCUUUCAUUCUUUCACAUUAUUCGUAUCUACGAGGCAAGUGUGCGUACGGAAAUAUUUGAAGUAGUCAUUGACUAUAUCAUAAAAGUCCUCUCUGAGUUCUUCAAAUGUGAGUUGCUCUUUAUGUAUAUGUAUGGCAGUAAAGGAGGCAAGAAGAGGAGAAAACAAACAAACAAACAUGGCCACACUUCCUAUGGAUUUUGUUCUGAGCAAAUUAGCUUCAGUUAUUGAGAGUGAAGCGUCUUUAUUAGGAAGUGUGAACCAUGAACUUCACGAGAUCAAGCGUGAGCUAGAAUUCAUGAGGUCCUUUCUUGUGGAUGCUGAUAAAAAGAGUGUCCACUUUACAGAAGGAGAGAAAGCUUGGGUAUAUAGCGUGAGAGACAUAGCCUAUGACGUUGAGGACAUCAUCGAUGAGAUGACAUACUACUACAACAGAGAGCAAUCUGCCGAUGGUACAUUGGCAAGGUUCCUCCCUAAAAUCUUCCGCCUACCGAUGAACUUGUGGGUGAGGCAUCAUAUUGGCACCAAGUUGCAUAGAGUCAAUGGCAUGAUCAAGGCCAUUUCAGAGAGAAGCCAAAGAUAUGGUGUUCAUCGGAUAGAAGCAACAAAAUCAGAUGGUGAACAAAAUUGGGUGCAUGACUACGGAAAGGCAUCUUUAUUCUUCAACGGUGAGGAGUGUGUGGGUAUUGAAGACCACAGAGAAUCGUUGAUACACUGGUUGAUGGAUGACGAGCCACACCGCACUGUUAUUUCCAUUGUUGGGAUGGGAGGUUCAGGCAAGACGACUCUUGUCACACAAGCUUAUAACAGUCCAGUUGUGAAGCGACACUUUGACUGCUGUGCUUGGGCCUCUGUAUCACAGAAUUAUGUCAUUGAAGAGUUGCUGAAAUGCAUGAUCAAGGAAUUCUUCCAAGCCACCAGGGAAAUAAUUCAUGUGGAUCUUACCACUAUGGAUUACAGGGAACUAGCAGAGUUGCUUGUCAACUUCUUAAAGCCAUUGAGGUAUGUAAUUGUUUUAGAUGAUGUUUGGAAUGUGAAUCUGUGGACGGAAAUUAAUUUCUUACUCCCAGAAGGCAAGCGAAGAAGUCGAAUAUUGCUCACAACUAGGAAUGAGGAUGUUGCCCUCACUCCUUUUGGGGUUAGAAGCCAUAUUCACUUCGUUCAACCUCUAGGAAUGGAUGAUGCAUGGGACCUGUUCUGUGUGAAAGCUUUUUCAAGAAACCCAAGUGGAAGUUGCCCUCCAGAGCUGCAAGCGUUAGCUAAGAAAAUUGUGAAAAAAUGUGAAGGUCUACCACUUGCUAUUGUUGCCUUAGGUGGUGUCAUGGCGUCCAAGAAGACGGAAAUAGAGUGGAGGAAGGUUUAUGAUAGCUUGAACUGGGAACUGAGCAACAACCCUAGGUUACAAGUGGUGAAAAGUGUCUUGCUUCUUAGCUUCAUUGACUUGCCGUUGCAACUUAAGCAAUGCUUCUUGUAUUGUUCUAUUCUCCCUGAAGAUUAUGUCAUCCCCAGAAAGAGGCUUAUUCGACUAUGGAUGGCAGAAGGUUUUGUAGAAGAGAUUAGAGGACUAACACCAGAAGAGGUCGCAGAGAGCUAUCUCAUGGAUCUUGCUCACCGAAGCAUGCUUCAAGUUAUCAAGAACUCAUCUGGUAGGCUAAAAGCAUGUAAAAUGCAUGAUCUCAUAAGGGAACUUGCUAUUUCAAUAUCAGAAAGAGAGAAAUUUUCUCUAAUAUGGAAAGGCGAGGACUUAGGAGGCCACGUUGGAGCACGGCGUUUGUCAGUUCAGUCACUUGAGAGGAAGUUAGAAUCUUGGACAGGGAUAUCUCAGCUUCGUUCUUUCUUUGCAUUCGUCACGGAUCAUCUUUCUUCUCCUACUUUGUACUCACUGCCGUCAGGUUUUAGGCUCUUAAGGGUAUUGGAUUUGGAAUUUGUCCCAAUCAAGAGACUGCCAAAGGAAAUCGGGUCUCUGUUCAAUUUAAGGUAUCUGGACUUGAUGGGAACUCAUAUCGAGAAGCUUCCAAAAUCAAUAGAAAAACUGUACAAUUUACAGACCUUGAACCUUUACCAGACAAAGGUAAGGGUACUUCCUAGUGGCAUAGUUAAACUGCAAAAUUUGAGGUAUUUGAUUGCAAGCUAUUACAACCUUGAACUAGUUGAUGAGUUCAAUUAUGUGAGCUGGACAAGGGUAGCUCCAGGCAUAACAAACCUAAGGAGUUUGCAAGUUCUAAAUUUUGUUGAAGUAAAUUGCACUGCAAUGAAACAUGUCCAUAAUUUGAGGCAGCUCACUUGCCUGGGCAUGAUGAAGGCACAAGAUGUGGAUGAGAUGGAUAUGUGCGCGGCCAUUGAAAAUAUGAAACUCCUCUGCCACCUAACCAUAACGGCUUCGGGAGAAGAAGAAGUCCUCCGAACAGAUGCACUAUCAUCGCCUCCUCCUCGUCUCCAGAGGCUGAAUUUGGUUGGAAAACUUGACAAGUUUCCAAACUGGAUUUCUUCGCUCCAGAGCUUGACAGCUUUGUACUUGAGUUGGUCUAGACUGGUUGAAGAUCCACUUCCUUACAUCCAAUUGUUGCCCAAGCUUCGGAGACUAACUCUUGUUAAUGCUUAUAUUGGUAAACAUUUAUGCUUUGCUGCAGGGUUCCUUACUCUGAAGAGUUUAAUCUUGCGCAAUCUCCCUCAUCUAGAACAGAUUAUAAUCGAGAAAGGAGCAAUGCCGAGCGCCCAAAAUCUAUGGCUUUGUCAAUGCACCCGGUUGAAGAUGUUGCCUCAAGGUGUUGAAUAUCUUACCAAUCUCGAUCAAGUAUAUCUGUCAAAUGUUUCACAAGAACUCGUAGACAGCAUAGGUAGACAGAACAGCACUAGUAAUUUGAAGACAAAGAUCCACCACUACUAUCAGACAUCAUCUGGGUGGUUAUACGAAAGCUUGUCCUGAUUUUCACCACUACUAUUACCAGGCCUCUUUUUUUUUUUUUUUUUGGGGGGGUCUGAUAAGCCUAGCUACUAGUAAAAAACCAGACCUAUUUAUGUCUUUUACUUGGUAAAUCUCAUGCAAGAGCAGCUAUCAUCCUCACCAGAAUUAACUGUGCAUUUUUUGAUGAACUCCACUUUCCACAUUGAAUGGGGAUCUCAGUCCUCUCCUUAGUUGAA
This is a messenger RNA of Tripterygium wilfordii, 3323 nucleotides long. RefSeq names its product disease resistance protein RPM1-like. The coding region runs from base 316 to 3108 and encodes 930 amino acids. The transcript has a single exon. The record is from RefSeq and is a predicted model, not a curated record. Gene Ontology annotation, molecular function: ADP binding. Lineage: Eukaryota; Viridiplantae; Streptophyta; Magnoliopsida; Celastrales; Celastraceae. Gene Ontology annotation, biological process: defense response to other organism.